Molecule: messenger RNA, 3033 nt
Organism: Theileria annulata
Lineage: Eukaryota; Apicomplexa; Aconoidasida; Piroplasmida; Theileriidae
Exons: 1
Coding region: 1-3033 (1010 amino acids)
Source: RefSeq, a predicted model, not a curated record
AUGCAAAAUAGUACACUUUUCAAUCUCAAUCAUCUUAACGCCGUUAAUACUGUUAACACACUCAAUAGGGAUAAUACUGUUAAAAGUGAUUUAGUUGAAAUCGGUAAUUCAAAAGAAUUAUUUGAUGAAAAAAAUGUUAAUAACAAUAUUAAAACUAGCGAAACAGUUGAAAGGGAGUUGGAAAGACUAGGAGAAGAAUUAUUGGAAGAAGAGGUGGGUAAAGUUAGGCUCCAAAGCCAGAAAGAACACACACUUAAACAACAAUUACACAAUUUUCAUAAUGAAGUUCUAAAUAUAAUCAAUACCAAUAAAACUAAUGACAAUAAUGAUAAUUUUAAUGAAAAUAUUAAUAAUAAUGGAAUUAAUGUUAAUUUUAAUGAAAACAUUUUAAAUUUAACGAAUGAAAAUUUCAAUGAGAACGAAAAUUUAAAAUUUAAAGAGAAUUUAAAUGAAGAAAAUUUAAAUCAGAAAAUUUUUAAUGAAGAAAAUAAUGAAGAACAUUUUAAUAAAAAUUUAAAAUUUAGUCAAAGUCAUUUAAGAUUUAAUCCAAACAAUUUUAAUUUUAAUGAGAAUAAUUUCAAUGAAGAUAAUUUAAAUUUUAAUUUUAAUGAAGAGAACUACAAGUUUGGAGUAAUUGAUAAAUCAUCAAGUCACUCAGGUUUAGGAACAUUUGAAAAGCUAAACCAGUCUGAUACCAACCAGGUGCAGACCAAAACACACACACAAAAUAACACAUUAAACUUUAAUACUUCAUAUAACACACUUAAUAACACAAUUAAUCACAUGAUUAAAUCUCUCAAUAAUUCAUUAGCGACAACAAAUACCAACGAUUAUACUCAAGACCCCAACACUAACAACUAUAGCCCACAGUUCGUUGGGAAUGAAUAUAGUUCAGAGUUUGGUAGUAGUGAGUAUAAUGUUGAUUUCAAAGGGUCCAGAUUAACCAGUGGACCGGAAUAUUGUGAAACCGGCCAUUCAACUUUUAGAGAUAAAUUAACCGAUUUCAAAGAUGAAUCAUUACACUUCAAAGACGAAUCAUUGGGGUACAAGGAGGAUUUGUUUGGAUUCAGAGAUGACUUGGCAGGGUUUAGCGAGUUUGAAAAGGGUCUUUUCUCAUUGUGCGAUGAAACGUCCACUCAACAAGGCUCAUCUUUGCUCUCGUCGCCCGAGCAACCAAACAACCUCAACGCCCAAAAUAUUAAAACAGCUAACACAACACCAAACACACUGGAUACUAUGUAUGAAAUGAGUAAUAAAACAGAUAAAAAUAGAUUGUUGCAAUACCUGAACAGCGUCUCAACGAGUUUUGGAGAUUCAAACUAUUCAUCAGAAUCACUAUAUAACUUCCAAAACAGCUUUUAUCAGCCAAACAAUUACUAUAAUAAUAAUUAUAGCAAAGAAUAUAAUAACUAUGAAAAGGGAUAUAACUAUGGUAAGGGUUGUGAGGAAAUAUUGUUUGGAGAUAAAGGAUAUUAUGGAAAUUAUAUAGAUUUGAGAGAGAAGGAGGAUGAAACACCGUUCACACACGUGGUAAGUAGUGUGGCGACGGUAGCAGACACUGUAACGCCGUUGUGUUCAGACUUGAACACGGAAUUCUCAGAAUCAGCACACGCUUUGUUGGAACGAUAUUUAAUGGGAGACGUAACAGUUGAGAAUGAACUGUUUUCACUGUUUGGAACCGAGUUUACAGUUGAUGCCUGUGAAGUUUACAAUACAAUUGUCAAGUAUUGUAACAGUAAACUAUUGCUACAAUUUUCACACAAGCUGUUAUUAUUAUCAGAUCAACUGGUUGAUAACAUCAACUACUUCCCAAACCAUAACCAUAGUAAUAGCACAAUGAACACAGCUAACAACACACCGAGCACAGUAAAUGGUAAUAACACACUUAACGGAGUUAAUGUUAAGUGUGUGACGGCGGAUGUGUACAGUGAGACGCUGGUAUUAUUGUUGAGUAUGCCGGAUUCAACACAGUUGUCGAGAUCACUUUUAAACCACUUAUUAUCACCAACAGAAUCAACAAACUGUCUUGAUUUGGUGAUUAAGAAAUAUGUAACGACUUUGGUACAGUUGACAAGAAAGGAUUCAGGAGUGAUUGAAAGACUAUUAAGCGUAUUGGAGGACCACCAAGGGAGGUUAAAUGCAAGAUUGAGCUGUUUGUUGGUGGGAUACUUGGUGCAAAUAGAUUUGCUAGGAAAACCAAAGUUCGACAGCUUCAUUAAUCUGACAAACGCAGAAGCAACGUCAACACUGUCGAGAAUGUUCAGAAUGAUGUUCUACCCAAAGCUCAAUAGCAUUGUUAAGUUUGUGCUGAGGUUUGUGGACAUCAUGGUGAAUCCAGACUUUUCAGUGGAUUUUCUGGAGAGUAGUAAGUUAUUGCUGUUUCUGGAGUUUUGCGCCGUAAACUUUGGAUUAAGUUACGGAACAGUUGUGGUACGUUUGUUGGAAAAGCGAGCACUGAAUGCACUAUCGUUCAUUAAUUCACUACAACUGGCGUUACUAAUUGAUUAUCCCUCUGUAGUAACUAAAAUAUCAUUAUCGUCGUUGCAAACACUGAAAAGCGUAGUGCCAAUAGAAUUCACGAGCCCCAACUUUGGGAAAUUCGAGUUCAUCACGCUAGAGAAUAUCAAUAAACUGAUACAUCUGAUAACCAUUAAUAGUAAUUCAAACACACAGGAUAAAAAUAUUGGUAAUUCAGAGGGGAAAAGGUUGGUGACAAACUUAUUGGAGGUGUGCAAGCAGUUGUUUGGAAGUGAUAAUAAGGAAUUAUUCGUCCCGUUGGUGGAGUGUUGUUUACUAGCGGAGGACUUUCAAAGUUGUGAGUCAGUGAUGAAAUACUACUGUGACUAUUACGGCAUGGUUUCUGAACCGAUAUGUGAAAAGGUGCUACUCUCAAUAGCGCUCAAGGGGAAUUUCAACCACGUGAAUAGAUUACUAAAAGGGACUCAGUCCUAUGAGUCAUGUGAAGUAUUCUUGACACAUUCUUCCUAUUCAAAUACCGAAAAUAGUACAGGUAAUAAUUCUAUAUAUAUAUGA